CCUCUUAAUUAUAUGGACUCUGGAGUAGCAUUAGCAAUGUUUAGUUUCUAUAUGUAUGCGGCCAUAUGCUGUUCACCCUUUCUACUUCAGAGAGCGAUCUCUUUGUUUUCUCUUGGUUCGGCUUUAUAACUAUGGUGUUUGGAGUGUUGUCGAUCUUGUGGCCUCUGGUUAUCUUAUAGUAUUAGCCUGUUGGGACUCAAAUUAUAAACUGUUUACAACCAAUCAUGGCAUCAUGCUCAUCAUCUCAAGAAGAGAAUGUGGAAUACGAUCCUUUCAGUGGAAUUGGACCUCGAUUCCAAAGGAUAAAAUCCUGCGCACCUGCAAAACUGUUUGAUGUAUUUAUUAGUCACCGCGGACCCGAUGUAAAAGGGACUCUAGCUUUUGAACUGUACUAUUGUCUCCAGGAGUUGGGAUACAAAACAUUUCUUGAUUCUUAUGAGAUGGAACUGGGAGAUUCCUUUCCUUCUGCCAUAAAGAACGCCAUCAAUUCUGCUUCAGUUCAAAUUGCUAUAUUUUCAAAAGGAUAUGCAGAGUCUCCUUGGUGUUUAGCUGAGCUGGUUCUCAUGUUACAUACUAAGGCUAAGAUUAUUCCUGUCUUUUAUGAUGUUACACCCUCUGAUCUCCGUCACAUACAAAAGGGAGUGUACUCUGAUGCAUUUGCUCAAUAUAAGCAGAAAGGGAGGUACUUGAACAAGCUUACGGAAUGGGAAGAAGCUCUCAACACUGUUUCAUUCAUGUACGGCUACGAAUUCAGUAAGCAUAAUAAUGAUCAGAGUAAGCUGUUCGAAAAUGUUGUGCGUGCUGUGCAUAAAGAGAUAGAAAAGACAAAACCCUUGGAUGUUGCAGAUAAUCCAGUAGGACUUGAUGAACUUGUGGAAGACUUUGAAAGGUGUUGCACGCAGCAGAGGGAGGACGCAGUGAAGAUAAUCGGUAUCUUCGGAAUGGGUGGAUCUGGAAAGACAACAUUGGCUAAAGAAGUAUUCAACCGGAAGCUUUGCGAAUAUGAUGGGUCAUGUUUUCUGUUUGACGUGAGAGAAGCAUCUGACAAAAAUGAAUUGUCUUCUCUUCAAUCCAAGCUACUCAAAGACCUGCUCUGCCUCCAAGAUUCCCCAAAAUUUCAUAGCAUAGAAGAAGGAAAGAGCUAUCUCAAAUCUCAGCUGCGAAGGGUUAGAAUCUCGCGCUUGCUUAUUGUUCUAGAUGAUGUUGAUAAGAAGGACCAACUAGAUGCGCUUUUAGUUAGAAAUGCCCUGAAUUCUGCUAGUUUGGUGAUCGUCACAACACGUGAUGAGAGCGUGCUAAUAAGCAGCAGAAUUACUCUUCGCUAUAAGGUGAAAGAAAUGAAUCUUGAGCACAGCAGAGAGCUCUUCUGUUGGAAUGCAUUCCACCAACCAUAUGCUGAUAGUGCUUACAAGGAUCUGGUUGAAAAGUUUGUAAAAGUAUGUGGAGGUUUACCUCUGUCUCUCCAAGUCAUAGGCGCUCAUGUUUAUGGUAGGACUGACCGCCAUUAUUGGCGAUCAGUUUUGAAAGAAGUUCUUAAAACAUUGCCUGAGGACAUCAAGCGGAGGGUGAAAAUAAGUUUUGAUUCAUUGAACAGUGAACAAAAGCAAAUCUUUAAGGAUAUUGCUUGUUUCUUCAUUGGUAAACCAUUAUGUAUGGCCAGAAGAAUAUGGGAAGGAUCUGGAUGGAGUGCUGAGUUUGCAAUUCAAACCCUAAAGGAUAAAUGUCUCAUUGAAAUUGUCUGGUGUUAUUCGAAGGAAUUUGAUGAUAACAAGCUUUGUUUCAGAAUGCAUGACCAUCUUCGUGAUUUGGGGAGAGAAUUGGCAGAUGAACUGGGCGCUCUUCGCCUGUGGCACCCCAAACAUCUUAAACGUUUGGAAUUGAUGCAUUUUAAAAGCAUUCUCACUGAAGUCAAUGGCAGAUGUCUUCUCUCAAUUUUUGACUGGUCCUUUGGUGCCCAAAUUACAUGCUUUUUUGGGAAGUUGGAUGAUUGUGCCGAGGAAUCAGUUUCUUUGCUAUGGCUUCAUCUUGACCUUACUUGGAGUGUACACACAAGCAUUCCUUCAUGGAUACCUUUCCAGAAUUUGCAGGGUUUGAUAAUUGUUGAUGGGCAUCUCAGAAGCUUGUGGCGAAACGACAGAGAGGUGCUCUACCAGUUGAAGGAGUUGUUGCUUUAUAGAACAUCAUUGGUUGAAUAUGCAAACUCAUUAAAACUCUUAAUUAAUUUGGAAAAACUAGCCAUAAGAGGAAGACCUGGUGAUGAUGUAAUAGAAGCGAGGUCUUUGUUAAACUCUCUUAGAAAACUCAGACAUCUUAGAAGUUUGGUUUUAACACAUUUGCCAAUAUCAGGGGAUGUGGCCUUGAACAAUUGUGGUGCUUCAACUGUAAAGUCUUCCAUGAGCAACCUAGAGAACAUUGAAAUUAGAGAUGAAAGGGAUAUAUGGAAGGUUUCAAUUAGUGGAGAUCAUUGUCCGAGCCUUGAAUCUCUUCGUAUUCAAUCUAUGCAAAAUUUAUUCCUAGUUGAUUUAUCAAUGCUAAGAACACUGAAUUCUCUUGAGUUGAAUUCUUGUUUAGAAUUAAGAGAGGUGUCAGGGAUAGCUGAUCUGGAAAACCUUGUAUUCUUGAGGAUUCAUAAAUGUGCUAAGGUAAUCCAGUUGCCAGGUCUUGCACGUCUUAGUUUGCUACAGAGGAUUAUCGUUGAUGGAUGUGAGAAGCUACAGUGUAUAACUGGUAUUGAAGAGCUGAAAGGACUGAAGUAUCUACACCUAUCAGCACUAGGUAAUGGAGGUAUAUCCAAUUGCAUUUGUAACUUGCAGAGACUGCCAUCAGAACUUACGACUGUAAUUGGUAGAACAGCAAAGGAAGCCUCAUUAAUUUUAACUGCAAAUUUGUUUUCUGACCUGAUUAGUGACAUUGGUCAAAUUCAUAUCGCAGAAAAUGCCAUGCCUGAAGUACCACUGGAAACAGUUGAACACUUGAGUACAAUCAUUCUAUGUACUGUGGUUCAGAUAAAUUAUGGGGAAAUUACACACAUUCCUCUUGGUGGGUCUGAUUCAAUUGAAAGUUACAUGGCAGGAGGAGAAUGGAUGGUUACAUUCGUAGUUACUGCAAAGUUGGAUUGGAUUCCGAGUGUGUCAUUAGGAGCUGAAAUAAAGAAGGGGUGUAUAAUAGUGGUGAAAAAUAGUGAGGAAGGGAAUGCCCUGUGUAUAUUAAAAAGAAUUAUUGGCCAGUUGUAUGAUUCCUAA
Messenger RNA from Cryptomeria japonica (Japanese cedar), 3242 nucleotides. Its product is annotated as disease resistance protein RPV1-like. The coding region runs from base 225 to 3242 and encodes 1005 amino acids. The transcript is spliced from 5 exons. The record is from RefSeq and is a predicted model, not a curated record. Gene Ontology annotation, molecular function: ADP binding. Gene Ontology annotation, biological process: signal transduction; defense response. Lineage: Eukaryota; Viridiplantae; Streptophyta; Pinopsida; Cupressales; Cupressaceae.